AUUAUUAAAGCGGUAGCCUGCUGGCUCUGAUAAGCAACAAGUUCCCCAGCGGUCUUCCCGCCCUAGCCUGACGAGGCGAAGGUUUUUCUUACCUGGCGACAGGGAAAUCUCCCGAGUCGAGCUCAGCUUUGCCAGAGCCCCAGGUGUGACCUGAGCAGUGGGCAAGUGUGCAGGCUGGGUUAUUUUUAUGAGGGUACCCUGAAACUCCCCGGGAACUUUCUGUGCCAGGACCCAGUGACCGGCGGUUGGGAGGCAGCCCCAGGAACCACCGCUAUAUAGCAGGGCACUUGGGCAGUCAUUGGAAACCUCGCUCAUUCAUUAGAAUCACGUAAGAACUCAAAAGGAAACGUGUCUCUGGGAGUGAGGGCGUUUGCGUAAAUCUAUAGGUUUUACAACAUCGAUGACAGUUGCUUUGUCUUCUGUAGUCGCCAAGGUGGUUGACAGUUUAAGCUUGCGGAUAUUGCAAAGGGUUAUUAGAUUCAUAAGUCACACCAAGUGGUGGGCGAUCCACUGAGCAAAGCCGAACUUCUCACAUGAUGACUUCAAACAAGACACAUUACCUUCCAGCAUCUGUUGGGGAGACGGGAUUUUAAGACACUUGAGUCUCCAGGACAGCAAAGGCACGAUGUUCCACCAGGUGAGAAGAGUGAUGACCAUCCUUUUCCUUACUAUGGUUAUUUCAUACUUCAGUUGCAUGAAGGCUGCCCCCAUGAAAGAAGCCAACGUCCGAGGACAAGGCAGCUUGGCCUACCCAGGUAUGCGGACCCAUGGGACUCUGGAGAGCGUGAAUGGGCCCAAGGCGGGUUCGAGAGGCCUGACGUCGUCGUUGGCUGACACCGUUGAACACGUGAUCGAAGAGCUCUUGGACGAGGACCAGAAAGUUCGGCCCAGUGAGGAAAACAAUAAGGACGCGGACAUGUACACGUCCCGGGUGAUGCUCAGCAGUCAAGUGCCUUUGGAGCCUCCUCUCCUCUUCCUGCUCGAGGAAUACAAAAAUUACCUGGAUGCCGCGAACAUGUCCAUGAGGGUCCGGCGCCACUCGGACCCUGCCCGCCGCGGGGAGCUGAGCGUGUGCGACAGCAUCAGCGAGUGGGUGACGGCGGCGGAUAAAAAGACUGCAGUGGACAUGUCAGGCGGGACAGUCACGGUCCUCGAAAAAGUCCCCGUCUCGAAAGGCCAACUGAAGCAGUACUUCUACGAGACCAAGUGCAAUCCCAUGGGUUACACAAAGGAGGGCUGCAGGGGCAUAGACAAGAGGCAUUGGAACUCCCAGUGCCGAACUACCCAGUCGUACGUUCGGGCCCUCACCAUGGAUAGCAAAAAGCGCAUUGGCUGGCGGUUCAUACGGAUAGACACUUCCUGUGUAUGUACAUUGACCAUUAAGAGGGGAAGAUAGUGGCUUUAUGUUGUAUAGAUUAUAUUGAGACAAAAAUGAUCUAUUUGUAUAUAUACAUAACAGGGUAAAUUAUUCAGUUAAGAAAAAAAUAAUUUUAUGAACUGCAUGUAUAAAUGAAGUUUAUACAGUACAGUGGUUCUACGAUCUAUUUAUUGGACAUUUCCAUGACCAGAAGGGAAACAGUCAUUUUUUGCGCACAACUUUAAAAAAGUCUGCAUUACAUUCCUCGAUAAUGUUGUGGUUUGUUGCCGUUGCCAAGAAUUGAAAAACGUUAAAAAAAAAAGUUUAAAAAAUACUACUAAUAAAUUGCAUGCUGCUUUAAUUGUGAAUUGAUAACAAACUGUCCUCUUUCAGAAAACAAACAAAAAAAGAAAGAAAGAAAAAAAAAAGCCUAACAAAAAUUUGAACCAAAACAUUCCGUUUACAUUUUAGACAGUAAGUAUCUUCGUUCUUGUUAGUACUCUAUCUGUUUUACUGCUUUUAACUUCUGAUAGCGUUGGAAUUAAAACAAUGUCAAGGUGCUGUUGUCAUCGCUUUACUGGCUUAGGGGAUGGGGGAUGGGAGGGGUAUAUUUUUGUUUGUUUUGUGUUUUUUUUUUUGUUUUGUUUUGUUUUGUUUUUUUAGUUCCCACAGGGUGUAGGAAUGGGGAAAGAAUUCCUUCCAUCUAGAGUCUGGUUGAUAAAAGAUUCAUUUGUAUGUUGCAGAGAUGUCGGCAGUAUCAAUCAGAUGACUGGAAAGUGAAUAAAAAUUAAGGCAAACGAAUGACGUGCUCACUCCACUUCCCGUGACGCACCUCUUAGGCGCCUGCUCACCCUCUGGGCCUUGGUCGGGGGAAGAUUCUUUGGUUGGAAAGAUCUCCAUUUACUCUGAGCACAUUCUUUCCCCCCCACCCCCUCUGGUCCCCUCCUUGUUUUGUUUUCUCGAAGGGAGAAAAAUCAGUUGCGCGCUCUGAAAUAUUUUACAACUGCUGCAAAUGAGUAGACAUGUUUUGUCACAUCGUGGCACUCAUAUAAGCAUGGAGAACAGUGAUUUCUUUCUUUCUUUUUUUUUAGAUGAGAGAAAAACAAAAAAUAAUUCAAAAAUAAAAAUUCUUUUAGAUGAGGGGUAAACAUUUGGGUCAAUCAUUGUGAGGCUUAAAAAAAAAAUCAUGGAAAGGCAUAUAACUGUCUUGCAAGCAAAAGGUAGAGUUCUGUACAGACCCAGAAACACCUAGAUCAGAGCAGAAGUCCACACUGCCAGUGAAAUGAGACUGAACAGCCUUCUGGAGGCUGUGUGGAGCUGACCUAUCAUUUCCAGGUGGUGCAGAAGGAAUUUCUGAGCGGCCAUGCUGAGGUCUAGGUGGGGUGGAGAAGGGUACUUGAGACAUUCCAGAAGGGAGGACUCUGAAGGACCCUCAGGGGUGGCUCUGGAAUGACACGCGUCAAGUUGCUUGGACCUCGCGCUUUAAGUGCCUACAUUAUCUAACCGUGCUAAGAGGUUCUCGCUGGAGGACCGCGCGCUCAAGCCGAUUUACACCCUCCACCUCUGAGUAAUUUUGCAUAAAGCUGGAUUAGCCUGGAACAUUUUUGGAACUACACGAUGGCAUUGUGAUCAUGGAAUGGAUUCGAUGAGAUGGGAGAUGUUUGUUACAUGAGCACUUAUUGCUUUGAAAUUAGACUUGAGGAAACCAGGGUUUUGUCUUUUGAGAACUUUUGGUAAAGGGGAAGGGAACAGGAAAAGGCCCCAAAACUCAGGUUGGAUGACCAUGGCUACCAAAAGAAAAUCUUGUCCAGAGACAAGACUUUGGGAUGGUGUCUGCCCAUCCAGGACACUAAAGGCUUGAAGGCGCUAUGCUCGGUGGAAGAGGCCAGGACAGAGCUGACAAAGUUUUGCUCCCCGGUAAAGGCUGCAGCCACCUCGUGACCAUCCUGUCUGUUCAUGGAGAGGGUCCCUGCCUUACCUCUGCAAUCUUGGGUUAGGAGAAGUCGAGUUGGGAGCCUGAAAUAGUGGUCCUAGGUAAAAUGGAUUCCAGUGGAAAUUAGUGCCCAUUUAGCCCAUCGUGUAAACCUGAAAAUGUCCUGGAUGGGGUCCUUGAGUAUCAGAAAGCCUCAAGAAAUUUGCUGCAUCUUAGUAGGGUGAGGGAUAAGCAAAAGAGGCUGUCCAUCAUGACCCAGGGAAUGAAGAUACCAUCAGCAAAUAAUGUCUACUUGUUCAGUCUUUCAUUUAGAACGAGGCUAUCUUUUACGGUACCAUCCUGAACACCUGUCUUUAAAAGAAGGAAUAACUUAUGUAGUAUAGGUUUGUUUUGUGCUGUUUGAAACUACUAUCUUUGUAAUUAUCUUUAACAUGUAAUGAAUACUCGGAAUAUCUGCUGUCUGAUCAAUUUUCACAGCCUCCUGUCAAGGGACAAAAUUCUAAAACAAAACAAAAAAGUCCCCAUCACAGUCUCGAAGUGUACUGUAAAGGCCGGAUCUCUUAAGUGGCCGAGCAGGAGGCAUUCAGCAAUCAUGUGGUCGGUGGCAGUCUCUUAUUCAAUAAGCUACAUCACAGUCACAUGCUCGGUGGUUUACGUUGACUUAAGGUUGAUUUUGUUAAAAUCUUUCUCUGUUGCUGUUCAUUUUUGUUCCAUUUUGUUUGGUUUUGUUUUUUUAAAGUCUUGCUGUGGUCUCUUUGUGGCAGAAGUGUUUCAUGCAUGGCAGCAGGUCUGUUGCUUUUUUCUGGUGAUUCCCAUUGACAAUGUAAAUGUCUGUGGCCUUGUUCUCUCUAUGGUAAAGAUAUUAUUCACCAUGUAAAACAAACAAAAAAUAUUUAUUGUAUUUUAGUAUAUUUAUAUAAUUAUGUUCUUGAAAAAAUUGGCAUUAAAACUUAAUCGCAUCAGAAGCCUAUUGUAAAUACAAGUUCUAUUUAAGUGUACUAAUUAACAUAUAAUAUAUGUUUUAAAUAUAGAAUUUUUAAUGUUUUUAAAUAUAUUUUCAAAGUAC
This is a messenger RNA of Orcinus orca (killer whale), 4356 nucleotides long. It is a transcript of the gene BDNF, whose product is annotated as brain derived neurotrophic factor. The record is from RefSeq and is a predicted model, not a curated record. The transcript has 2 exons. NCBI's taxonomy places the organism in Eukaryota, Metazoa, Chordata, Mammalia, Artiodactyla, Delphinidae. Gene Ontology annotation, biological process: negative regulation of neuron apoptotic process; memory; nerve growth factor signaling pathway. The coding region runs from base 626 to 1396 and encodes 256 amino acids. Gene Ontology annotation, molecular function: growth factor activity; nerve growth factor receptor binding.